This is a messenger RNA of Salvelinus namaycush (lake trout), 321 nucleotides long. Its product is annotated as S-adenosylmethionine synthase-like. The transcript is spliced from 4 exons. Gene Ontology annotation, molecular function: methionine adenosyltransferase activity; ATP binding. Gene Ontology annotation, cellular component: cytosol. Lineage: Eukaryota; Metazoa; Chordata; Actinopteri; Salmoniformes; Salmonidae. The record is from RefSeq and is a predicted model, not a curated record. Gene Ontology annotation, biological process: S-adenosylmethionine biosynthetic process. The coding region runs from base 1 to 321 and encodes 106 amino acids.
AUGCUACAGAGAGACUGUGGGGAGAUCACAUCCCGGGCCAACGUGGACUACCAGACAAUUGUGAGGGAUACCAUCAGGCAUAUCGGCUAUGACAACUCAGAUAAAGGUUUUGACUAUAAGACCUGUAACGUGCUGGUGGCUCUGGAUCAGCAGUCCCCUGACAUCGCACAGGAAGUUCACAUCGACCGGAUGGAGAGCGACAUUGGAGCAGGAGACCAGGGUCUGAUGUUUGGUUAUGCCACUGAUGAGACAGAGGAGUGCAUGCCUCUCACCAUCGUCCUCUCACGCACACAGCUUCCUUUUUGGUGCAGUUUUCAUUAA